AUGUCUCCCCCAGCCCCCUGGCGCCCGCUCCUCGACUCCCACCUCUCCCAAAACAGCACCACGACCCUCACCCUGACAACCAUCGACCACGACGCCGCCAACCGCCCCGUCCCGCGCGCCCGCACCUGCGAAUUCCGCGGCUUCUGGCCCUCCCCAUCGCUGCACCCGAGUGCGCUCGACGCCCUGGCCGCCCAAUGCGGCGGGCCCAACCCGCCCGCCUACGAGAGCGACAUGCUCUCGCUCACCACCGACGUGCGCAUGGAUAAAGCCGCGCAGCUCGAUGCGACGGGCCACGUCGUCGAGGCGGUCUUCUGGCUGAAGGACGUGAUGAACCAGUGGCGGAUUCGCGGGACGGCGUAUGUGCUUGGGGAUCCGCGGGGAGGACCGCACGAGGAGGCGGCGCGAGAAGAAGUACAAAAGGGGAUGCGGAGGACGACGCAGGGCGAGGACGAUGGGUGGACGUGGGAGCGCCAGGUUACGAGCUACUUUGCGAAUCAUUCGCCGGCUAUGAGGGGAUCUUUUCGCAACCCCCCGCCUGGCCGUCCGCGAGAUACGCCCGCCGGACCCGGGCUGGGACUGGGGCAGACGGUGGAUGAUCUGCAUGAUCCGGUAGCGCGGGGGAACUUUCGCGUAGUCGUUGUGCGGCCGGAGGAGGUUGAGCGACUGGAUUUGUCGGACUUGCAGAACGUGCGGCGGGUGCAGUGGACUUUGCAGGAGGGUCGAUGGGAGGAGGUUGAGCUGUGGCCGUAG
Messenger RNA from Aspergillus terreus NIH2624, 750 nucleotides. RefSeq lists its product as uncharacterized. The record is from RefSeq and is a predicted model, not a curated record. NCBI's taxonomy places the organism in Eukaryota, Fungi, Ascomycota, Eurotiomycetes, Eurotiales, Aspergillaceae. The coding region runs from base 1 to 750 and encodes 249 amino acids. The transcript is spliced from 2 exons. Gene Ontology annotation, molecular function: FMN binding.